AUGGCUCCCAUUCUCUUUGAUCUUCACCAAGGCGGCCGAUACAGCGAAUCCUUUGGGCGCUACUGCCAGUCCCUUCUCGAAACUCGAUUCGAUGAACAUCGCAAAGUGGCCAAACCGAAAUUAAGCCUCGAUCUCCGCUCAGAAGCGCACCAAAUCGUCAACAUGGCCUACUACGCCUUUACGAAUCGAGGUGCAAUGAUCUUCCCUGGCUCCUAUUUACCCCAUGCUUACUCUCGUGCGACAGCGCAGUUGAAUUGGUCUUUCAAGGACCUCUCGAAAGCUCUCGACGCUCUGGGACCCGGUCAACCUACCCCUGAACAACGGCACGACCUUCUCAAAACAUUCGAGCCUCUCGGUACACCACUCUCAACUGGAAGGCUACCAUGUUUGACGGAACCGUCGUGCUUCGUGGACUCUGAGGGAGUGAUUGGGUUUUGGAGCUUCCCCAGUGUUAUCCAAAGAAAGAGACAGGACUUCAUGCUGAAUGCGGUACAUGCUCUUUCUGACGGAAACGGGUUGACCCGCAUGCCCAACGAUCCAAAUCGGUACUUCGAUGUCGACGGGAACGCUCUCCGCGGUGGAACAGCCAAGUUGGAAUUGUGCAACCUACCUGAUGGUGCGCGACGCCCGGCAUUGUGCCCCAUCUUCCUUGGUCCCGAUAGCGCCAUGUACAUCAAGUUUCUGGAAGAGAUGCAGGAAAGCUUCGCUGUACUCGGCGGGAUUCUGGCUGUCACCCAUCCAUGGCUGUUUGACGCCGGCCUCUCCAUUCUUUCUUCAUUGGAGCACGGAAAGAUCGACAUUUCUCAGCCCGAAAACCUCCUCGACGUUCUGUCCUUCUGGUCAUCGCCGUUCUCCAAGUUUGAGCUUGUCACAAACAGGGAAACCAUCCUCCAGCGGAUCGUCACCAGCCCCACCUGGGCUUACGACCUUGUCUGGACAGGGGGAACUCUGACGCUCGGUCGUUUCGAAUGCCCGACAUUGGGAUACCGGUUCCAUAACACUCCGGGUACCGUAUUCGUCGGACAUUUGAAGCUAAUCGAACACGGUAUUGCUCUUGGCAAGUCCGAACAAGUCCAGAUCUUCGCCUCGUUCCAUGAGUCCAUUCUCAAGCGUGUUCCUCAGUACUACAUCCCCAAAGCUCCGACUUUGGAAAUGUGGACAGGCUACUGGUUACAUAAGUAG
This is a messenger RNA of Coprinopsis cinerea okayama7#130, 1182 nucleotides long. RefSeq lists its product as hypothetical. The transcript is spliced from 3 exons. The record is from RefSeq and is a predicted model, not a curated record. Lineage: Eukaryota; Fungi; Basidiomycota; Agaricomycetes; Agaricales; Psathyrellaceae. Bases 1 to 1182 code for a protein of 393 amino acids.